AUGCCUGCAGUGCCUACCUCGCGAUGUUUCAGUUGGAAUGAUAACUUGAUUUGCUUCUCAGGACCACCAGUGCAACCCCAAGAACCUCAAGCCUUACUGCCAGAAGACGAAAUGAAUGACGCAUGGAUGAUGGAAGACCAUCCUGGGCCAGAAGAUGGGGAUACUGGUGUAAAGGCUGAUGAUGGGGAAGAAGUGGUGGUGUUACAGGCAUCUGUAACACCUACAGGAGCCCCAGCUCUGCCUACACCAGCCCCCGCUCUGCUAGACUCCCGACGCAGCGGAACACCGCCUGCACUUAGAAAGACAGCAGUCUGGACCGCUGUGACGCCGCCCCUGGUGGUUUAUGUUGGUGCGGCAAAGACCUGGGGUAGAGGAACUGCGUUCAUGAAGCAGUUCAAGUCUGACACUUACACUGAGGAGAGGGUGAGCAAUCCAUAUUUUCCAUUCGCUGGAAAACAAGACUGGGAGAUGGCAGCAUUCCUUCUUUGGUCGGACCUCAGCAUGGCAGACAUUGACGAGUUCCUCAAGCUUGAAUUUAACAGAAAACUACUACUUUCAUUUCACUCUUCAAGAGAGCUCAGAGGAUGCGCUGAAAUGCUGCCAUCUCCACCUCAAUGGAAACAUCAAAUAGUCCCUACGGAGUUCCUGACGACAAAGACCCUCCAGAUAUUUUACCAGGAUCCAAUUGAGUGCCUUCAGUCGCUUCUUAGCCACCCCAUGUUGGCCGAUAGUUUUGAUUUCAUCCCAUGCAAAGUCUAUGCUGAGGCAGAACAUGCCGUUCAUGUUUACUAUGGUUUCAUGACUGGUGACCAUGCUUGGGAACUUCAGGAAGAUUUGCCUGAUGGCAUGACCCUACUUGGUGUGGUCCUCUCCUCAGACAAGACCAAGGUCAGCAACCUUGCUGGCAACUGCUAUGCCCAUCCACUCCUCAUCACUCUUGCCAAUAUCGACCCUGAUGUACAUGCUAAAGGAUCCCUCUUGCUCUACUUCCUGUUGCAAAGUUUAUCCAUAGGGUUAAACACAUGCAUGCAAGCUGCACACCUGGGCAUCAUGAUGAGUGAUCCAGCGGGGUUCAGUAGAUAUUGUUUCACACCCCUUGUUGCGUAUGUAGCCAAUACUCCAGAGGAGCUCGUCAUCGCAUGCAUAACCAUGAAUGCAUCACCCGUCACUAUGGCUACAUGUACCAACUUUGGGGAUCCAGACUGUCACCCUCUUCGUAAAAGCUCCUCUACGCUUGCUAAUAUUCAAAAAGUUGUCGCCUUUGUCUUGCCAUCUGACCUUGUGGCAUUUUUCGAGGAGUGCAAGCAAUACCAUUUGAAUGGUAUCCAAUGGCCAUUCUGGAUGGAUUGGGUCACCGCGGAUCCUUCUUCUUUCCUGACGUCGGAGUCGCUCCAUCAUUUUCACAAAAUGUUCUUUGACCAUGACUGUGCCUGGUGUAUUGACGUAGUCAGUGCCAAAGAGAUUGACUUUCGUUUUUCCUUACUCCAGAUGUGUACCAGGUAUCAUACUUUCAAAGAAGGGAUCUCCAAUUUGAAGCAGACUUUGGGUCAAGACCAUCGCAACAUCCAGCAUUAUAUUGUUGGCGUUAUCGCUGGUGCUGCUCCCACCCAAUUCAUAACGGCCAUCCAGACCCUUCUUGAAUUCAGAUAUCUUGCCCAAGCUCCACAAUUUUCCGAUAAAAUGCUAAUGGAGUUGGAUAACUGUCUUCAACUCUUCCACGAACAUAAACAGGGCAUUGUCGAUGCAGGUGCCUGGAGAGGGAAGGAUGGCGAGUUUAAAUCAUGGGUAAUUCCCAAAUUAGAAUUGCUGCAAGGGGUGGUGCCAAGUAUCCAGUUGCUUGGCAUACUCACGCAGUGGUCUGCAGAUCCGACCAAACACGCACAUAUUGCCAUUGUGAAGGUGCCUGCAAGAGCUGGAAACAAUCAUGACUAUGAUGCGCAAGUGUGUCGCCACCUUGACUGUCGUGAUAAAGUAGAUCGCUUUGAUCUUGCGCUUCACAUAUGCGAACAGGAAGAAUGUGCUAUUGAUGAUGAAAGCGAUGAUGAGGACAUCGAUAGCAGGACGGUCCAAUGUUCCAUCAAGGACUAUUUUUCACGUGCCCAUGAACUCAUCAAUGGCGAUCAUCCAGAGGCACCCUAUCCCUAUCGCACGUUCUCAACCUCUGUUGCAGCUUACCAUCUUAGCUAUAGACCCACCCUCACAAAGAUGACUGUUGAUACAGUUGCCGACCAGUUCUUGCUUCCUGACCUUUGCCCUGCAAUAUCCGAUUAUCUAGACUGUAUUGAGGCACACGAUGACUUCCCCAUUGGCAGCAGGCGCUGA
Molecule: messenger RNA, 2322 nt
Organism: Suillus discolor
Lineage: Eukaryota; Fungi; Basidiomycota; Agaricomycetes; Boletales; Suillaceae
Exons: 5
Coding region: 1-2322 (773 amino acids)
Source: RefSeq, a predicted model, not a curated record